Rhipicephalus microplus (southern cattle tick) is the source of this 12509-nucleotide messenger RNA. RefSeq lists its product as uncharacterized. Gene Ontology annotation, biological process: regulation of transcription by RNA polymerase II. The record is from RefSeq and is a predicted model, not a curated record. Lineage: Eukaryota; Metazoa; Arthropoda; Arachnida; Ixodida; Ixodidae. Gene Ontology annotation, molecular function: RNA polymerase II cis-regulatory region sequence-specific DNA binding; DNA-binding transcription factor activity, RNA polymerase II-specific.
UUUUUUUCGGCAUUAUAAUUAUUUAGACGUUUGGUCGUAAAAUCUCCGCCUCGUACACGAAGGCGGUCACCUAGACGAGUAGGUUUGGUGACAUCUUUUACGGCGUCCUCUAACAACUCGUCCAGCUGAUUCCCGUGCCAAAAUGGUAAUCGUUUUAAAUAAGUGUGUCCUCCGCUUUAAACUCCUGAAUCUUAACCUAAAUUAUGGACCCUGCAAAAACGAAGACGCUGAAGCGAGAAAAAGCGUCGGUCAGAUCGGAAGUCGGCUGUUGCGUGAAAGACGAGCCACCUGAAGUGGAAGCCGCGGACUGUGCUAUUGACGUUAGUGGUCGCUUGUCGAACGGGAUUGAUUUUAAAGAAAAUGUGCCAGGAACUGAGAACAUGGGCAUGUUUUCUGGACCGCUGGAAGCCGACACGACGAAGCCGGUCAGGAACAACUGGAUGAAGACCCACAUCGAGCAAUCAAUCAGUGAGGAAGCAAGGAAAAGGAUAGCGACUCUCCUCGAAGAUGUCAGCCAGCUUACAGACAUUGAGAAGCUAUUUCUUUACCUCCAGCUUCCCACUGGGACUCCCAUUGACACAGACCCUCUUAAGCAGAAAAGUUCGGGCAAUCCGCUGGGCAAAAAGGCUGAUGCAGAGGUGGCACAGACUUACACCUGGAUUCAGAGCCAUCUCGAGGAAGACCCGGAGACAUCGCUGCCAAAGCAGGAGGUCUAUGAGGAGUACAGGAGCUUCUUCGAGAAGAACAAGAUCGAGCCACUCUGUGCUGCCGACUUCGGCAAAGUGAUGAAGCACGUGUUCCCAACGGUGAGACCGCGACGACUCGGCACUAGGGGAAACUCUCGGUACUGUUACAGUGGGCUCCGUAAGAAGUGUGAAAUGAAGUCACCUACGCUGCCAGACCUGUUGGCAUGUGAGGACUCGUUGACCAAGGAGUGUCCUCAGGAUGGCUCGGAGGAGGAACGGGAAGAGCUGAGUCAGGCCUCGUGGCUGCUGGUGCGCGAGUGGGCCGAAAGGGUGCUCCGGCACAAGUUCCCCACCGUGCGCCACCUCGCACGGCAUCUGGUGGACAGCACAUUUGUGGACGCCCGCUCGAUGGCCGCUGUAACCGUGCUCUCGGCCAAGGCCCUCGCCACCGACAAAGGUAGUCAAGCCAGCAAUACGCCCCGUGCCCCAGGCAAGCGGAGAGAGGCACAGCAGCAGCUGCAGCGCAAACUGCAGGAGAAGAAGAGGCUGGGCGACCAGAAGCGCAAGCUCACCGAGCAGCGCUCCCACUCGGCCCACUCUUCGCAGUGCAGCACACCAACCGAAGGCCGUUCCUCUCAGCACAGACGAGUGUUGGCUGCCACACCACAGGGCAAACGGGACCAGGCCUCCCUGUCCCUGGUCUCCUGCGACGGAGACGUGGCACGGAGGCUGAAGGAAGAGCCCGCAGAACCCAAGUUGCAAACCUCUGCUACACCGGGGAACAACAUCAUAUUCGUUCCCACCGUGCAGAGCCUGCAGCUUGGUUCUCAGGACGCCAGCGGCGCAACGGUUGCCACGGCGCCGGGAUGCAAGUACAAGAAGAUCCAGCCCAAGCCUGCCACGUGCCGGAGCGCGGCAGUGGUCCUUCACUUCAGUCGGGAAGGCAGCAUCACCACGCCCACGGCUGAGGUGGUUUCCUCGGCUCAGUCGCCUGUUGUUGUUGCAGAGGCAGCUGGGCCGCCGUGCGGCAGCAAGAUCGGCAGCAUAGCCUCGCAAACUGUGCUCCAAGAGCCCAGAGAUAGAGUGAACAGCAGCUCGGACUUGGAUGCCAAGCCCAGCACAGAGGUGUCUGCGGGAACCACAAAGAGGCACUCGGAGGACGGAGAGACCCUGCUGUGCAAGAGACGGCACACUGACGACGGCAUUAGGACACCCAAGUUGGAAGCAUCCAGCCUGGACCUCCUUAUGCCUGCCCAUGGGUCAGUCAAAGAGGAAAUGUGUGUGGGCCACCUGGAGAAAGAGGCACUGAACGACUAUUACGGCAACACCUCUUACGACGCAUCGGUUUUGGAGAGGUUGGCAUCGAAGGACGAACUUUCACAAGGGACACUGAGCGAUGAAGUUACUGCACAGACGAUGAGUGAGGUGACUAAGGCCCAUUGUGGGGAGCACAAAACUGCCCAACUUUCUCAGUUGCGGAUGCUGUUGGAGAGGAACCUCCCAAACUCGUACCAGCGGCAAGAUGUCACCAAACUUUUGAACACUGGGAAGCAGAGCUCGGGCUUGGAUUGUAACAGUUUGGACCGGCUCCUCUUGGGACACUUCGAUAAUCUCAAGAAUGGAACAUCGCUUAAACAAGUCACUGUGCCCCAGAACAGUGCAUCCUCUUCAACAGUCCACUGGAAAACAAGUGCCUCGACAAACUUAGUCUGCAAAAGUGCCGGGCUGCAGCAACAGGAAGUCUUUAGUGCCAUUUCCCUUGAAGGACUCGUGAAACUGAAAGACACUAUAGCAGAUCCGGUGAACCUUGCAUGUGAUCCGAGCAUCCAAGCGUCGUUAGACCAAGUUCUGGUUGGGGCCACCCAGGCAUCCGUAGCGCCCAUUCCUUGCAGCCCCAGCAGCCGGGGACGCUUUUUCACACCCAUCUCUCCUCAGACGACUCCCCACCCCGACAGCCUCCUGCCCUCCCUCUCUUCCCCCGUGAUGGCCACCAGCACAGACAUGGUAUCGGUAGCGGUAGGUACGUCUUCACAGCCACCGAGUGCCACAAGCAGCCCAUUUGUGUCACCGAGAAGCACACCAGUACCUUGGACGAGGUCACGGCAUAGUUCCGGCCAAAGUGGCUACAGCGGCACACCUCGACAGACGCCCUUCCAAGCGGUGGACUCAGGCGUGUCGUCGGUUUCUGGUUCUCCCUUUGUGUCGCCUCAGAGCACACCGGUGACGGCCGGUCGCGUGCGUCACAACGCCACCUACAACCCUGGCAAGGUAGUCACGUUCACCAACGGCUACAACGCUGUGCUGCCAGGACGAGCCCGUCACAGCUCGGGACCGGGUAACCCACCCUCCCAGCUCGUGUCACCACGCAGUGCUCCGCUGUCUCCCAUGGUGGGUGAGAGUGCCACGCAGACCUCAGGAUUCUCGUUUCCGGCCGUUGGCGAGACACCCACAUUGCUGCGUUCACGCCACAGCUCCGCGUCGAGCGUGCCGCCACCUUCUCCUCAGUCGGCCCCUAUGUCGCCGCUCGUGUCAUGCCCACCUCUGGUUCCCUCGCUCAACGACUGUAACAGCUUGGUGCCUAGUGACACCGACUCUGGCAUGGGCCAACCGCCGUCGAGCCCUGGCUGGGUGGCGGGCCUCAAGGAAAGCAUAGCAAAUGCCUCUCUACUUUGGCCGUCAACUUCAUCAUCCGCAAGACAGCGCCACGCCUCAGGUCCCGCCCUGCCCCAGCGACUGAGCGUGUCCGGAAGUGACCCCCUGGCUCAAGAGAUACAGGAGUUGUUCAAGAACACCACGCUGGCCAGUGGUGUACCUUCGGCCAAUCGCAGCCGCUCUGUGCCCGUUCACCAGAUGCUGCUGCUCCAAGAGGAGAUGGAGCCUCACGGUUUGAGUGGCAUGUUGGACAACUUCUCCAAGUCGUACCCGGCCACGCCGAGCAUGAAUCAGUGCUUUAAUUUCCCACAACAGCCAGCCACAACCUCUGACACAUUGGCCUACACCGGCGGCGACGCAUUGGCACAGCAGGAGGACGUCUUCUUGGCAUCAGACUGGAACAGCAGCACCCUGGAGACCGAGCCAGCGGUGAAAUUCGAGGACAAUGAUGACUUUGAUGCCGAGCUGCAGUCUACCCUAGAAGACCUCAAGGACUGUGAUGAGUUCUCGAAGUUUGCUAAGGAGUUGGACUUCACUGCUGAGAAUGAGGAUGACGAGAUGACCUGAGUGGGCAGUGAGAUACGUUCUCUUUAAGAGCUAAGCUGCUGGGCAGUUGGUGCUGCUGGCAGCCACAUCUUUCCGACUCUCUCAAUGCAGGAGUGUUCUCGUACAUCGAAAGUUGACAGGGGUGCAAUGUUCUUGUUUGAAGUAACCAUGGAGUUCUUAAUAGAAGAGUUGUUAGACCAGGCCAGUUUGUUUUUUAAUGCAGGUUGCUUUUUGUUUAGAUGGUCCCUUUGUAGCACUUUGCUAUCAAUUAUAGGGCAAUCAUAAGUGAAAACUUGGCUCCAUCUUAGAUAUCUACAAAACAUGAAGUUUAGACAGAUUUAUCAGCGCAAAAAAUGAUGAAACUUCUAGAGAAGAUACACACACACAGCACUGUGUGUUUGUUUCUUCUCUUAAAGUUCCGUCUUUUCUUGUACUGAUAAAUCUGCCUAAAUAAUCAUGAACCAACUCGCCCAAGCAGCUGUUUCAGUGAAGUUGUGUUGAAGUUCAUUAUAGAAGAAAAUUAGGUGCUGCUUUCACCAUCUUUUAGUCUUCUUGAAAAAAUUUUGUGUGUCAGCAUCAUUUUAUAUUUGUACUUGCCAUCACAAGUGCUCAUUUUCUAAUGAAGUGGAUGUAAAUUAUCUUGCAGAAAUGAUAUUGUAUAUGCUGUUCUUUUAAUUACUUGGUCAAUAUCUGAAGUAAACAAAUGUAAACUUUAAGGGAUCAUUUUUUUUACUCGUUAGACACAAUAUUAAUGAAAACUAACAGACAACACUGCCAAGGCAGUGUUGCUAAAGAACCCCAGGUGGUCAAAAUUUCCGGAGCCCUCCACUACGGCGUCUCUCGUAAUCAUAUAGUGGUUUUGGGACGUUAAACCCCACAUAUCAAUCAAUCAAUCAAAGCAGUGUUGCUGGCUAUUGCUCAUUAAUAUGAAUGAAUAUCUUUAACAGCUGGUGCAUAAAUUGCUCUGGUAAUUGUUUUUUUUUUUUGCGAAUAAUCUGUGUAUUGGCUUGUAGACAACAGCAAUGCAGCUUUUCCACUAGGUAAUUGCAAGGAACUCCAUGGUUGCCUACUGCAUAGCUUGUGAAUCGAGCCAUGGCUGGCGUUGAAGGGGUCCUAACUGUGGCUAGGUGCUUAAAGGGGCAGCAAAUGCAAAAUCUAGCUGAAUCUUUAGUUUAGCAUUGAGAAACCCUGAAGCAUUUGCUUUGAGGCAGCAAAGUAAUUGAGGUGAAGAAAGAGCUGCGCAUUCUCCUUUUAGUUAAGUUGACUGCCAUGAAUAGUAACUUUUUGCAGCUAACAAAUCAUUCUUGGAGUUUAGUUUCUAUUACCUACUCAUAGUCCGAAAACCGCUGAUAAGAAAUGUGAAGAUCUCUAAACAAAUGCCUUUUCAGUGUAAUGCCAGAACAGCCAAGCUGCUUGGGGAAAUUUCUGGAUUUUUCUAUGGUCAUUGGCGUGUGCUCCACUGCUGUCCAAAAUCCACCUGGUACCUCAUACUCUGCCUGGUACCUGUUACUACUUGGUACUUCCCGUUACGUCUGGUGCAUAUCCUCGUACGUUUCACCAGCUCCGGUAGCAACAGCAUCUGGUCUCUCACUCUGACAAACUAUUCAUAGAUCCUUGCCAGUACCAGCUACCUAAGUUAAUUAGUGAUUUUUUUUACUGAUCUGUCACAUCAGAUUAAAUCUGGAGCUGUAUUGAAAACAUAACCUCAGUGUGUCUUUACAACACGAAAUAAAGAGCGAGCCUGAGCUUCAUCAGCGCCUGUUGCCUCGGUAAUCGAAUCACAGUGAAAAUGAUCGAGGAAGCGAAAGUCGGGUUCACUGCUCACUACGACAAAAAGAAAGGGAGAGAGAGAAGGAAAACCUGUGGCUGCCAAUAGCACAUGUUCUGGCUAGCUGGGUUUCACGGCUCAACCGUUUUACCUGUUGUUCUUACCUGUUGAUUUAAUCGCCUUUUUUUUCUUCCCCACUCUCGAAGCACUGUUGAUUUUAUUGCAGUUGCGUUAUUUCGUGGCGGAAGGCAAAGCGAACGGAAGUGCUUGCAGAAGGCUCCUGUUGAGUAGGCAGAUAAUGUCACCUGUUUGUAAUAUAUAUAUACUGUAUGUGUGUAACUUUAUUUCAUUGAGAGCGCACAGAUUUUAAAGCAGAGUAGCUUUUAACCUUUUUCUUCUUAUAUCUCCUCUUCAACGAAUCUGAUACGUUAUCAUUUGUACUUUUGACCCCAGUACAAUAAUAAUGCCAUCUUUGUUUCUGUUCAUACCAUCUUUUUUUCUUCCUUAGUGUAAAGUGUUCGCUUUAUUCACUAGCACAAGUGACCGAGUUGAUUUUCGGCGUGUCGUUUCAGAGGCGUAAAAACUCUGUAGUAGUGUGUAGAAGGCUGGUCACGAUGGGGUUAGGUGUAGCGUUUGGUUUUGGUGUGGGAGGGAGCUGCAGAGCUGCAAAGUUUGCUGUCACAUGCUUUAUUGCAUGCGUGGGAUGUUGUAGUAGAAUGUGUCAUGCGUUAGCAGAAAUGGUUUGUACGGCAUUACGAUGUGCUCCUUGUCACUCGAAACGGAUCGGUAGUCUGAAUCAAUGAGCCUCACUUAUACUUUUUCAUAGGGAUAACUUAUGCAUGGGGUAAAAGAAAGCGUGUGUGAGAUGAAACAGUGGAUAGUGGCAAAACAUUUUGGGGGACCUCUUGUGUCGAUGGGCCAAGAUUCAAGCAGUGUGCUAACUUCUGCCUAGGGAGUGGUAAUUAGAUUGAUUUUCUGGAUUUUCUGUCCAAGGACAUUUUAAAUAUUUAAAAGAACUUUCAAAAGUGAGGGUUAAUUACUGGAAGAGACUUUUUUAGUUUUUACUACAUUCGGUGGAAAACGUUAAAAGCUAGAAAAAGCUUUGUAAUUAAAAAAAGAACGGGAUCCAACUCUCAGCUGCUUUCUUUGCAUGAUCCAUAGAUCGGGCUAUGCCUUGGAAUAUUGAUACUAACUGGUCAGUAAAGAAACCUUCAUGAAAAUUCUAAUAAAAAUUUAAUCAAACCGUGCCUCUAUUGGACUUUUUUACUAGAUUCAAUUUGUCCAGUAAUGGCCAAGCGUAGGACUGCAGGUUGAGCUCUUGGCUGCAGUUGGCACGUUUCUGCAUUCCGUAAGGCAUACAGUGCAAAACCCAUGAUCAUUCUUAGACUUAGCUGCACAUUUAGGCACCCGCUGCAUUAUCUCUCUUGAAUACCUCAGAUGUGUUAACGGAGUUGCAGUAAAAAGUCGGCAUUCGUAGACACACUAAAAUUUUGAUCAAUGUAGAAUUAAGUCUGUCGUGCUGGUUGUAUAUUCUUGCAAGAUGUAGGAAAAUGUGGUAAUUUCUUGACGGACAAAUCAAUUAGGCACCUGAAGGAGAUGUUAUAAGGAGGCAAAAUUUAACCUCGCGCAUGUUAUAUAAAGCUGAAAUAUCGAUUUUCUGCUAAUAACAGUUACAUUCACAAUAAAAUCUUGUUCCAUUGUUCUUGUUCCAUCCAUGUUUGAUGUUCCAGUUGUGUGGUCAUGGUACCAUUAAUUGCUCCUAGUAGGAGAUAAAUGUGUCCGUUUUGGAUUCCUCUACUUUUAUUGGACAUUACCUUUGAACACAGCAGUAGCUGGAUAAUGAAGAGAUAUUCAUACCUUGAAGAUGAUAAAGCUUGCACCAAUGAGCAUUAGAAAUGUUUUAGAGGUGCCCGAGAGUGCAGAAAAGGUGAUGCAUCGCUGCCAGUGCCAUUCUUGCAUCCCUUUAAAACAAGACGAGCCCGUAUUUCGGUCGGUUUAGGGCAGUUGAGACAAACUUCACAGAUUUAUGCACAUGCUCCUCUUUACGGAAAGCACGAGUUAUUUUAUUCUGCACUAAAUACACUUAACCAAUACACUAGUAUAAAUAUAGUGUUCUGAUCCUAUCUGUGAGAUGCUGAUGAUAUAAUUUGUGUUUACGGAAUUAAUUGUUACUUUGUGCAAUGUUGUGUGAAGUAAGUGUCGCUGUUGUCACGUGUAAUUAGCGUAACCGGGCUGCCCAAUUAAUUGCUCAUCAAGUGCAGGUGUAGCACAUCUGAGAAGGCGACCAUGCAAAGCAGUAGAUGAUAACAGUAAUUGAGAAAGUCACCAGCGAUUCGCUGUUCCAAAGCAGUAUGGGAAAAAUUAAAUCAUUUAGCUAACUAGCAGGGUAUGUUUAUAAUCACCAAAUAAGUAGCUGCCACAAAACUCUUCAAGUUGAAAUUUAUUGAGCCUAAUUGGCUUGCAUAAAUUAUGGAAACCGGUAAGGCAUAGCUUGCAUUCAUCCUGCUGCCUCAUUAAUAAUUAAAUUUUACAUGUAGAUGUUACACUUUGAUUCAAGUGUACUAGUUGCCCAUCUCACCCUGAUGAAAGCGUAAUUGCACAUAUGCAUUAAUGUUAGAAGAAGAAGAGUUAUUAAACAGGCAGUGUCUUUUUUCACGUAAACAUGUUUUUUGCCGAGGUAAUCACACACUUUGUCUCAUACUGUGAUUUAUAUUCUGAAUGCAAAAGUGGGUGUUUUGAUGGGUAUGGAACUUACACAUUAUAAUAAGUGGACCAUACAGUGCCACCUGUAUAUAAAAUUUGGUUAUGAUAAUUGAGUUCAUAUCUGUGUAACUGCUGGAACACAACAUGCAUAUUCCUUUGAAAUAUGAGGAACAGGUAUAGCUGUCUCUUAUCAUUGGGGGAAGCAAUCCAGAUGUCAGGGAGCGGGAGUGCAGUUUCUAUAAUCUGUGGAGUAGACUCCCCAUAUUGCGUUGGCUUCCUCACCCUCCCAUAACACGGAAUUGGUCUUUUUAAUUUCAAACUUGGAAGCCAUUUCUUUUUUGCGUUAUCCUUCACGCAUAGUGUAUUCCUACAGCAAAGAUGUCUGGUUCACUCUGUCAAUUCGCAUCUGGUCCCCAAGCGUGUUGCACCUGUACCGGACCAUACAACAAAACUCGUGCCUCUAGCCGAGCCUAUGAGGCACUCGGGAUUGUUUUGUUUUUUUCUCAUGCAUCAGGCGUAUGUUUGGCACCCGGUGUUCUGUGAACGCGUUAUGAAGCUUAAUGGUCUCAAUAGUAGCAUUUUACCGGUGUACCUGAUCGCAUGGGGCUUGGCUAGUCGACUUCAGCAAUGAAUUUUUCGCAAGUGCAAAUUAUGAUUAACAUCACCAGAGAAACUUUUUUUUUUGUCUAUACAGCAUUUUGCUUUCACGCGCAAAGUCGCAGGUUUGACUGCCGGCCAUAACAGCCACAUUUUGUUGGUCUGAUCAACAAGAGUGCUCGUAUACCAUAGUUAGAGUGCUUUGUCGUAAAUGCUUAAAGGAAGUCAAAAUUGGCCUACAGCCUUGCAAUACGGCUUCUGCCAAGGUCCUUGUAUCGAUGUUUAUUAUCAUUCCCAGUGAUCCAGGUUUCAAAGAGUUAAUGGGGCAAGUUUCUGUCGGCGUUCAUUGCCAUUUGUGCUCUGUCGUGAUAUCGUAUAUACUCAUGUAAGGGUCGCACCCCAAAACUUGAAAAGCCCGAACUUGGAAGAAAAAAAGAAAAAUUCAGCUGAUAGCAAGAAUAAAAAUUUACAGCCGGCAUAUCCAAGUAUAUUUGACAACCUCUUUAAAGUAACCGGAACCUCUAACAUCAUGGUUAUGGCAAAAAUUGCUUAAUACGCAAAUUCACUGGUGAAGUGAGCAAGCAUUAGUGGCUGCAUAGCUCUGACAAGGACAUGAUAAUUUGUACUGCUUACAAACGAGCUUUCAGAGCGCUGAGUAUAAUGUUUGGAACAUUUGCCCACGUGUGGCCACUCCUGCACUUAGCACGCAUAUUUUAUCCGCUUCCGGAAAGAAAUGUGGACUUAGGAGCACACGUGUGAUUUCGUAGUUGCUGUUGUGGAAGGUUUUGUCAGUUUGUCCUGUUUGUGUAACCGUAUGGUUGGCGAUGUGGUUGUGUUGAGGCCGACAGGUUUUUUAGAGUAAAUUGCCGUAUUGCCAUAUUGCUUUUAAAAGAUUCUGGCAAAAAUGACACUUCGAAAUCAUGUUAGUCUGCUUGUCGUCCUGCUGUGAAAACGUUUAGAGAGAUGAGGACAGUAAUAAAUAGGGACAAUUAAGUUUAUGUCAGUUAAUAACAGUAGCAUUGUAAGUACAUUCAUGUUACAUCUGAAAAAGGUGCUAUGUUUGUUCCAUGGAACUGCAAAGCGGAUAGGACAAGCUUAUGUGAACAGACAUUUUGCAAUGUCUAUGCUGUCCGUGAAUGACACAUCUUUGAUCAUUGUCGCCGUGGUUUCCUGCAAAAAUACUACAGUAAGUCAAAUAGUGUAUUGUUAUGUGAAUUCACAGAAAAUAUUCCUCUCGGUGACUGGCACAGAAGUAUUUGCGGGAUGAAAACGUGCUAAAAUAUGUGGAAACUUGCAAAUUUUUCUCAAAUGGCGGUGGCACAAUGUAAGGAUUCAGUUGCAAGUGUGCCACAGUCCAUUUUGGAGAAUUUGUUGAGCCAUUCAGCUAUGUUCACUUGUCUCUGCAAUCAUUGGUGUCAUGGCAUAGCUAAGCUUGUUUUCAAUAUUCAUGUUCUGCGGAAGACUUACAUUUGUUGGAGCACAGAAAUGCAGAGCACAAGUAUUUUGCAGCCUUGUUCAUGGAGCCUGUGCUGAAUUCUUAGGUCUUUUAGAUGUAGCUUUCACUAGAUUUCACUCCUUUUUCAUUCACGUCCUGUCAAUUCCAGUGAUAAUGGUGGUGGAGCGCCUCGUGGUGGAAGGAAAGUAAAUUGUGAGAGUGCGCAAAUGGGCCCUCUCAAGACAACCAUUUAUGGAAGCCAUAUGCCUAUUGUGUUUGCCCUCAAAAGGUAGACCUAACAUCCAACCUUGCUCAGCAGGGUCAACCCAAGCCAUUCUGCCGCCUUGCAUCGGUAGAAUGGCAUCCUACCCUUCUCUCAUUGGCCUCUUGCCACGCCCCUCAUUGGGAGCAGCCAACGAGGGAAGAGCAACAAGCCAUCUGCGAUGGUUGGUGCGUCUGGGCUGUUUGAGGAUAAACACCUUCCUUCUUGGCCGCUCUGACUACUGAAUGCAACGGAAAAGGGAUAGCAGUGAGGUAUAAAUAUUCGGUUCUAGGCAAUUGUUCUAGUGGCCCCACACUUUGCGAUGCAUCGAUUCGUGGAAUUUUUCCGCAUUCACUUCACGUGUUGCUUGAAGGGACGAGGUGAGAGAGUUCCGCGAUGACCAAUGUGUGAUUUUGUUUAAUGGACACGAGGCAAGAGAAGAGUUACGGCAUUUAAGCUGGCAUGUGUGGUACUUGUCGUCACUUUGGCGUGUUUUACUUCUCACUACAUCCACUUUUAGGAAGUUUCUGAUUUUCUCUUUUCGUUUUCUUCUUUGGUAUCUCUAGCUAUUGUACAUUAUUCCAUUCACUUUAUUUUUCUUGGUUGAGAUGAUUUUAGCGUGGCAUUUUAGUUAGCAGUCGUCGAACUGGUUCAAGUCAGCAGUCAAAGAAUUGUACUGGACAAGGUGGCGUUUGCACAACAUUUUUAUAUAGUGCCUGCAAUAAUUUUGUAUAUGUACAUGCUAGGCUGAUAUGUAUGUAAGAAAAAAACUUUUCGUUGUGUUUUGCUGUUGUAGUACAGCUUUUAAUAGCGUCUUAGAGUUACAUUUUUUUUUUAAGCACUGUGAAGUAUUGUUGCCCGUUAUCAUUGCUGCUACGGCAGUGCUGGCAGUGCAACGGUACUCGCAAGAAUGUUGAUAUUGUUCGCACCUCUUUUUUUUUUUUUCAAUUCUUGCACGCUUUUGGCACAGUGAGUGAUCUUGUGUAUACUGUCUUUGGCAGAUGGAUAUGCAGUUUCUUGUGAAAUAAAGUGGCGAGGUCGAUGGCCGCACCAUCCGCGGCUGUUUACGUAAAGCGAUUCCCUCGGGAGCCUUGCCCAGGGCAAGCCACUCGGCGAGAACGCCUGUACAGUUGAGUUGAAAAAAAAGUAUAUAUAAUUGUGACACUGGUAUGACAAUUAAUGUUGUGAAGCUGUACGUGCCGUUCCAGGGUUCCAACUCUUGACGAGCAAGGCCCUUUUUGCGGAAUGUUGCCCGCUUUCUGUUGCUGUUGUUGUUUUCAGUGGAGGCAUUCACGUUUUUCGUGUGUUUCAGCGUCAUUGAUUCGAAAGUGCCGUCAGUGCUGAUGCCUAAAUUGGAAGCUGGGCCCAUGCCCUUUGUUUUAACGUACGGUGUCCACACUUGAGGUGAACACGUCGCACAGUGCCCGCGCUCCGCGAGCGCCAGUGCAUUCGGCGCGGUCGCGCAUCGAGGCGGCGCAGAGGGACCCACAGGAUUUGCUUGGAGUCGUCUGCUACAGUGCUCCGCUCACGCUUUAGGCCCCUUUGGACUUUAGCUUUGCGGUAGUACAAGAGCGGCACGCUCCUCUGCGCCUGUGCAGCUUCGCUUCGAUGCGCGGUCACGCCGGGAAGCGCUGCCACGCGAAGUCUUGUUCACUUUAAGAGGGGAUGCUUCUGAACAUGUCGAUUGUGGAUAUUCAACCUGUUCACAUUACAUUGGACAUGGUCAACGCCCUGUUUAAAAGUUUAGUAUUGGUCAUGGUAAAGAAGCAGUUUUACUUGAUUACGUACCAUAUCCUUUGAGAGAGAAAAUUUGAAAUCAGUUGGCUCACGUUCCUGAAUAAACCACCUUUAAUUCAGCUU